Molecule: messenger RNA, 591 nt
Organism: Oncorhynchus masou masou (cherry salmon)
Lineage: Eukaryota; Metazoa; Chordata; Actinopteri; Salmoniformes; Salmonidae
Product: balbiani ring protein 6-like
Exons: 2
Coding region: 1-591 (196 amino acids)
Source: RefSeq, a predicted model, not a curated record
AUGGAAGAAACCAGAGAGCUGCCGGAGAAACCAGAGAGCUGCCGGAGAAACCAGAGAGCUGCCGGAGAAACCAGAGAGCUGCAGGAGAAACCAGAAAGCUGCAGGAGAAACCAGAGAGCUGCCGGAGAAAGCAGAAAGCUGCAGGAGAAACCAGAGAGCUGCAGGACAAACCAGAGAGAAACCAGAGAGCUGCCGGAGAAACCAGAGUGUUGCCGGAGAAACCAGAGAGCUGCCGGAGAAACCAGAGAGAAACCAGAGUGCUGCCGGAGAAAACAGAGAGCUGCCAGAGAAAACAGAGAGAAACCAGAGAGAAACCAGAGUGCUGCCGGAGAAAACAGAGAGCUGCUGGAGAAACCAGAGAGCUGCCGGAGAAACCAGAGAGCUGCCGGAGAAACCAGAGAGAAACUAGAGAGCUGCCGGAGAAACCAGGGAAAAACCAGAGAGCUGCCGGAGAAACCAGAGAGCUGCCGGAGAAACCAGAGAGCUGCCGGAGAAACCAGAGAGCUGCAGGGGAAACCAGAGAGAAACCAGAGUGCUGCCGGAGAAAACAGAAAUCUGAUUUCACUUCUGGAGUGUGUUGUCGUACCGUAA